CCAUAAACGAACGCUCCUCUGCUUGCAGUGGUGUGCGUGAGCUCGCUGCUUCAAAGUGACAUUUUACAUACCUGGAAAUCGGCUUGAGAAAAACGGAGGAGAAGCAUUGCUCGCGUUUCUCGUCACAAAAGUUGGUGCGUGCGAACGGCUGAACCCCACAAUCGAUAGGGUAGUGUGAAGCGUGACACGGUGUAGUACGAAGAGAGACGCACAGUUAACGUAAAGUUUUGAGCGAAGCAACAGCAUCCGGAACCGGAUUUUCAACACUUUGCUCGCGGACACGUUCGGAGCACCAACGCAGUGCGCCUUCCCAUCUCGCUCCACCGCACACACAGAUACGCAACGGUGAAGGAGAAGACAGAACACCCCGAGGAGGAAUAAAACAUGGCUGCCAGUGCGAGCGGUGAUAAAGCUGCGGAUGAUUCACUCUAUCCGAUUGCUGUUUUGAUCGAUGAGCUGAAAAAUGAAGAUAUUCAGCUCCGCCUAAACUCGAUCAAGAAGCUGUCGACGAUUGCCCUAGCACUCGGCGAAGAGCGGACGCGCAACGAGCUGAUCCCGUUCCUGACCGAGUCCAUCUACGACGAGGAUGAGGUGCUGCUGGCACUGGCCGAGCAGCUCGGCAACUUUAUCCCGCUGGUCGGCGGGCCCGAGUACGCGAUGUAUCUGAUACCGCCGCUCGAAUCGCUCGCCACGGUCGAGGAGACGGUGGUGCGCGAGAAGGCGGUCGAGUCGCUCCGUACCGUGGCCGGCCAGCACAGCGCCCAGGAUCUGGAGGUGCACCUGGUGCCGACGCUGCAGCGUCUGGUGUCGGGCGACUGGUUCACAUCGCGCACGUCCGCCUGCGGCCUGUUCUCCGUGUGCUAUCCGCGCGUGUCGGCCGCGGUCAAGUCGGAGCUGCGCAUCAACUUCCGCACGCUCUGCCAGGACGAGACGCCGAUGGUGCGCCGCGCGGCCGCGGGCAAGCUCGGCGAGUUCGCCAAGGUGGUCGAGCUGGAGUAUCUCAAGUCGGACCUGAUCCCCACCUUCGUACAGAUGGCCCAGGACGAGCAGGACUCCGUGCGGCUGCUCGCGGUCGAGGCGUGCGUCAGCAUUGCCCAGCUGCUGCCACAGGACGAGGUGGAACUGAAUGUCAUGCCAACGCUGCGCCAGUGCGUCAACGACAACUCCUGGCGCGUCCGGUACAUGGUGUCGGAAAAGCUGACCGAUCUGCAGAAAGCGGUCGGGCAGGAGAUCACCAAGAACGAUCUCGUGUCGGCCUUCCAGUUCCUGCUGAAGGAUAGCGAGGCGGAGGUGCGCGCCUCCGCCUCGGCCAAGGUGACUGAGUUCUGCGCCAACCUGGACAAAGCCUGCCAGGAGCAGAUCAUCAUGACGUCGAUUCUGCCGUGCGUGAAGGAGCUGGUGGCCGACUCGAACCAGCACGUCAAGUCGGCGCUCGCGUCGGUCAUCAUGGGGCUGAGCCCGAUCGUCGGCCGCAACAACACGAUCGAGCAUCUGCUGCCGCUGUUCCUGAUCCAGCUGAAGGACGAGUGGCCCGAGGUGCGGCUGAACAUCAUCUCGACGCUGGACUGCAUCAACGACGUGAUCGGCAUCCAGCAGCUGUCCCAGUCGCUGCUGCCGGCGAUCGUCGAGCUGGCGGAGGACAGCAAGUGGCGCGUCCGGCUCGCCAUCAUCGAGUACAUGCCGCUGCUGGCCGGGCAGCUCGGGCAGGAGUUCUUCAACCAGAAGCUGCGCGAUCUGUGCUUCAACUGGCUGAACGAUCACGUGUACGCGAUCCGCGAGGCGGCCACGCUCAACAUGAAGAAGAUCGUGCAAACGUUCGGCACCCAGUGGGCGGAAACGAACAUUAUCAACCAGAUUUUGGUGAUGUACAAAAACAGCAACUAUUUGCACCGAAUGACCUGCCUGUUCUGCAUCAACGCACUGGCCGACGUUUGCGGUGCCGACAUCAUCGAGCGGCUGUUCCUGCCGACCAUCAAAGUAUUAUCGACCGAUCCGGUGGCGAACGUGCGCUUCAACGUGGCGAAAACGCUGCAGAAACUGUCGCCAUUCCUCGACCAGGCUGCCAUCGACGAGCACGUGAAGCCGAUCCUGGAGAAGCUCAACACCGACACGGACGUGGACGUGAAAUACUUUGCCUCGGAAGCGAUGGUGAGCAGUGCCGGUGGGUACAAUGGCGUGGGCGCGGGACGCGUUGUCGAUUAAUUCGCGGGCGUGGUCUAAUGAAUGGUGUUUUCUAUUUUCACUAUAGCAGCCUAAAUAAAGCGUCGAGAACGAUGAUGAUGGGGGUGAGUGCAGCGCAACCGUGCAGAGCAACAGGACAACAGGAUCAACAUCUUAAUUGUUGUGCGAGAAAUUUGUAGGUUAAUGGAGGAACGAUUUAUGUCGCAGUUUUUGGUAACUAUUAAUACGCCGCAGUGCAGGAAACACUCACAAAAAAAGUAAACCUCCCUCCCGACCCUUCCUCUCUUAAAGUGGUUGAGAUGCAUCCACACAUGCACACAUACCGUUUCGGUGGGUGCGUUUGACGGUUGGAUGCGGCUCGCGCAAAUCACCUUCUUUUGUCCGUUUGCAAGAAACACAAUUAACUACUUAACAGAAAGGGGUAGGACAUAAUGUCCUGCCGAGUCGUGUGUGUGUGUGUGCGCGCGAGCUCAUGCUUGGGUGUGUGUAUGUGUAUGUGUGGAAGCGGUUAAAAUAACGAAUAACAGAACAAAUAAUUAACUGAGAGGGAAGGAGAGGCUAGCGUUGUUGUUAGUAGCAUUUUCUUGCUGCGCUUUUCCGUUUGCCGCCGGUAUCACUUACUCUCUAGACCUAGGUGGGCGCAGGUGGGCAAGCAAAACACAAGUUUAUUGAAAAUACGGCCCCACUCCAGCCCGCGCCAAGCGGCGUAAAGGGGCGGAGAAGGAGAAACAUGUUUUGGGGCCGCGAUUACACAUUACUGAGGGCAAUGGGAGCUCUUUAUACAACACAAGACAAGGGAUUAUACUACUGUACACACAAUAGGCACACAUACACAAACAAUAACUAAAAUUCACUCUCACACCACAUUCACAUACAUCAACACAUUAUCUGUAUUUUUUUUUUAUAAAUAUGUAAUUGUUCUGAGAAACUUAAAUUCCUGUAUUUCGGUGUCCUUUCUGUAAACGAUGUCCACCCGACUCGGGCGUCCAGCGCGCACUUUCUCACGCAGGUGAACCAUUCGCUGUUUGCUGAGCAGCUUUUUCACACGUCGCUUCCCCGCCCGCGCAAUCAUCCUUAGUUUUGUCGUGUCGAGAAGCGCGCAAAUCUUAAUUUUCCUUUCAAAAACCGCCGUUGGAAUUUCAGGCUCUAACUCUGCGGGCUGUUAUGAAGCGAAAGAUCUUAAAAUCAAUGUUUAUUCCCUUGCUUUUUUGCUCUAUACAAUUUUCGCAAAGCUCAGAAGAGAGUGAGAAAGUGCCAAGCGCUUUCUCGUGUGUGUGGAAGAGCGAAUGUACGGGAAAACUGUGUGCGAAAUUAACUAACGAUCUGCGAUUAUGUGUAUAAUCUACGCGGCUGAAAAGGUAGCAUCAGCGUAGGAUCGUUUCAUUCAACCGAUGUCUUUUUUAACGUCUAAUUAUUUCUUCUUCUAACGCCUAAGUUUAUUCUAUAUACAUAUAAAUAAAUAUAAACACUAUAUAUAUUACGGAAGGAAUACAAAACACAAGCUACAUGAAUUGCGCGAUCGUUUGGCAAAUUAACGUUUAAGAGCAAAAUCGAAACGGGAGAAAAUUACAUAUGAAACCCACGACCCACAAUGCCGUCGUUGAAGGAAUGAGAAAUAGAAAUAAAACAUAAACCAAACAAAAAAAAAA
Molecule: messenger RNA, 3830 nt
Organism: Anopheles gambiae (African malaria mosquito)
Lineage: Eukaryota; Metazoa; Arthropoda; Insecta; Diptera; Culicidae
Gene: Pp2A-29B
Product: serine/threonine-protein phosphatase PP2A 65 kDa regulatory subunit
Exons: 4
Coding region: 385-2202 (605 amino acids)
Biological process (GO): protein dephosphorylation
Cellular component (GO): protein phosphatase type 2A complex; cytoplasm
Molecular function (GO): protein binding; protein phosphatase regulator activity
Source: RefSeq, a predicted model, not a curated record